Molecule: messenger RNA, 530 nt
Organism: Dendrobium catenatum
Lineage: Eukaryota; Viridiplantae; Streptophyta; Magnoliopsida; Asparagales; Orchidaceae
Source: RefSeq, a predicted model, not a curated record
UCAACAAGAGGAAAUUGCACAUGAUUUCUUGGAAGGAAACCUGCAAACCUAAAAUUUAUGGGGGGCUUGGUAUUCCAUCUAUCGAAGCUCUUUAUUUUGCCUGUGGAUGCACUGUUGUUUGGAGGUUUUAUAAUUCCAAAAGUUUUCUUUUUAGCUGGUGGAAGGAAAAAUAUGGGUCUUUUUGGAAUGCCAAGAUUACUAAAAGCUCUUUUUAUUGGAAAGCUCUAUGUGAUGUGGCCAAAAGUUUGCAGCAUUCCCUAAAUUUUAAAAUUAUACCCAACAGCAAUCUGUCAUUUUUUUGGGACCCUUGGUGCUUUGGGCUAACUGUGGCUGAUAGGCUUGAGCAAGCUAAUCUUUACUCUACCAUCAGUCCCUCUAUUACAAAUUCAAAAGUUAACUGGUUUAUCUCUACUGAUAGUUGGAAUUCUGCUUUACCUGUUCCUUCGAAUUUAGAUGUUUUGAUUCGAUCAAUUCCCAUUACUAAUGAUACUGUUGAAUGUUGCUGGACUAAACCUUAUAAACCGUCUUUC